AUGAUAAAGGCCUCCCUUGCCCAUGACAUCGGGUGUCCAAUAUCUAAGAUUUCACAACUUGCGUUACAAGCUGAUGGUCGUACUCUUCUCUCUAUUGUCGGCGAAACCCGCCUGUCAUUGUCCCGUAAUGGCAAGACCCUUACCCUCGAGGCUCUUGUUGUAGAAGACCUUGAUGUUGAUAUCCUCGCUGGAGCACCUUUCAUGACCUGCAAUGCCAUUGCUGUCCGACCCGCAAAGCAUGAAAUUAUCAUCGCUGGUUCUGACAUUGUACCCUAUGGGUCCCGCAAUAGUUCCUUCAAAUACCAUGUUGUCAGAUAUUGUCAUGUAUUGCGUACACGUCCUACGAACACCACUAUUUGGCCUGGUGGUUUCCUUGAGGUUGAUAUCCCUAUUGACUUCCCACCCGAUACCCAACUUGCUGUUGAGCCUCGGGUCGAAUCUUCUUCGUUGUCAAUCAAUUAA
Molecule: messenger RNA, 462 nt
Organism: Paramuricea clavata
Lineage: Eukaryota; Metazoa; Cnidaria; Anthozoa; Malacalcyonacea; Plexauridae
Source: the annotation of a GenBank genome assembly